Theobroma umbraticum is the source of this 911-nucleotide messenger RNA. Its product is annotated as transmembrane protein, putative (DUF1279). Gene Ontology annotation, cellular component: mitochondrion. NCBI's taxonomy places the organism in Eukaryota, Viridiplantae, Streptophyta, Magnoliopsida, Malvales, Malvaceae. The record is from RefSeq and is a predicted model, not a curated record.
ACCUAAGGGAAAUAGGAGGCCUAUUGAGUAGGUCCAAUUUGUUCUCCACAGGUAAAAGAGGAAGCUAACGGUGUCGUUUUGGGUUCAACAAUGGAAAAGUGAAAACAGCAAUCUAUCUUUUGGCCUUAACUCCUAACGCCUAAACUGAAAAUGAACCCAAAACCCUAAACCACCGCCAAAACCCCUCCCACUGUCUUUACUUUCUUAUACAAAAUCCAAAGAAGGUUAAAGGAUGGCUGCUUUACGUGGAGGCCGAUUCAAGGAGCUCUUGAAGAAGUACGGGAAAGUGGCGCUGGGGGUCCACUUCGCAGUCUCUACAGCCUCCAUAACCGGACUUUACGUAGCCAUUAAGAACAACGUCGACGUCGAAUCGUUGUUCGACAAGUUACAUCUCCCGGGCCUUUCCAAAGACGAAAAGAACCAAAACCCAUCCCCGCAAUCCCCAAACCCAGAUGGGUUUGUGAUGGUAGAACCCACUGAGAAAUCACCGGUGGUGGUUGAGGAGAAAGAAAGGAAUCGAACGGCUGAGCUCGCCGCUUCCACUGGUGGGGCCCUAGCAUUGGCUGUGCUUUGUAACAAGGCCUUGUUCCCAGUUCGGGUUCCGAUCACCAUCGCGCUUACUCCUCCGGUGUCUAGGUUUUUGGCCAGGAGAAGGAUUAUUAAGAACCGUGUAUGAUUCACCUUUUCUUUUCUUUUUUAAUUUAUUGAAUUUUUUUAAAAAAAAGUUCUUUAUUUCCUCAUAUGCUUGUGACACUGUGAAUGGUUUCUUUUGUCAUUUUUGGUGUCGGUUGGCGAAAUUGAGGAAUGGAGAAGAAAGAUGGCGGUAGCUUGUUUAAAGCUACACCUGUUGUUUUUACAUUUGAAAAAGGACAAUAAUUUUUGCAAUAAUAGUUUUACUUAGUACUGUACUA